AUGGAAGGCUUCCAACCUGAUAACGGCUUCCAACAAGGAGGCUUUCAACAAGGAGGAUUCCAGCCCAGUUCUGAAAAGGGCUUUUCGUCCACUUCCGACCAAGUUCGUGUCCAAGGCUCCGAUAUCGCGGCUCUGCGUAAGGCAGUUGAUGCAGCCAAGGCGAGAAUUGAAGAGGCCGAUGAGUUGAUCAAAAAGCUCGAGUUCCUUCCGGUUUCUACAAAUGAUCCCGGCUUGUCUAACAAUGGAUUUUAG
This is a messenger RNA of Fusarium sp. VM40, 252 nucleotides long. The record is from the annotation of a GenBank genome assembly. NCBI's taxonomy places the organism in Eukaryota, Fungi, Ascomycota, Sordariomycetes, Hypocreales, Nectriaceae.